GCUGGGUGAGCACGACCUCUUGGCGGGGUAUUGCGUGCUUACGACUCCGCAUUGGGUACAUGACAUCGACAUGCAUAUCGAAACAUUGUAACUGAUUCAUCACGGCAAACGAAACAUUUGGGCUAUAUAUACGUCUGCACUCCGGACCCGGGAAAAGGCACUUGAGUUUUCACAUCAUGCCAUCCGUUGCACCUGCACCACUUCCAAAAUGGGAAAGACCCAAUAAGACAAGCGAGAAGCUUGACUGGGCGGACAUCAAAGUCAUCGACCUAUCCCGGUUCGACGAGCCAGGAGAGAGGCAGAGGCUGGCGGAAGAUUUGAGAGAUGCCGUACACAAGACAGGCUUCUUCAGCAUAAUAGGGACGGGAUUGACCCAGGAAGAAGUAGAGCGCCAGUAUGAUAUCGGGCAAGCAUACUUCAAUCUAUCGCUGGAAGAGAAAGGAGACCCAAAAUACCGAUGUGACUUCGCCAAGGGCAAUUACUUCGGGUAUCGUGCGGCAAACGAGAAGAAAAUCAUGGGCACAGAAGUCCUCGACAACGUAGAGUCCGUCAAUAUACCCAAGUUCAUCCCCUCCAACAAAGACGAGCCCUUCCAGCCCUUCCUCCAACAAUAUCGCUCCGAGAUCGAGGCCUUCUCGCGGCGCUCCCUGGACAUCGCUACUAAAGUCUUCACCCUCUUUUCCAUCAUCCUAGAGCUCCCAGAAGACUACUUUUCAAAACAGCAUCUGUACAGCGAUCCCAGCGAAGACCACCUGCGCUACAUGAUCUACCGCCCUCGCAGUGAAGCAGACGAUGCAAAAGUGCAGAAUACAUGGUCUCGCGCACACACUGACUUUGGUUCGCUAACCCUGCUCUGGAGCCAGGACGUCGCGGGACUGCAGCUCAAAACUCCGACCGGGGAGUGGAAGUAUGUGCCGCCAGUCGACAACGGCAUCAUCUGCAAUGUUGGCGACACGCUCGACUUUUGGUCCGCGGGCUAUCUCAAGUCGACGAUACACCGCGUGGUGCGGCCGCCCGCGGACCAGGCGCACAUUCACCGCUUGGGACUAUUCUACUUUGUGAGGCCGGGGAAUGAGGUUGAUAUCAAGCCUGCACCCUCGCCGUUGUUGAAGAGAUUGGGGUUGGUGGGGGAAGAUGCAGAAACUGCGACACCGGUACGGGGGCUGGAGUAUGUGAGGGAGAGGGUCAGAAAUUAUCAUGAUCAUAAUGACUACGCUGACAUGAAGGGGAAGAAAUUCAAGGUGGGCAACUUGGAGAUUGAGGAUGAGGCUGCCUGAGCGGUGGGGAUGGAUGGGCGGAAGGAGAUAGCAGAAGACGGAAGAAGAGUCACUGCAGCUAAAGUGGAAAUCGAG
This is a messenger RNA of Paraphaeosphaeria sporulosa, 1352 nucleotides long. RefSeq names its product 2OG-Fe(II) oxygenase superfamily protein. The coding region runs from base 177 to 1277 and encodes 366 amino acids. The transcript is spliced from 3 exons. The record is from RefSeq and is a predicted model, not a curated record. Lineage: Eukaryota; Fungi; Ascomycota; Dothideomycetes; Pleosporales; Didymosphaeriaceae. Gene Ontology annotation, molecular function: dioxygenase activity.